GGGGGACGGCGUGUGAUGGGCGUGGGGCUGAGCCCUGACCUCCUGUGCCCAGGGCACCGCCUUGUCGUAAAAAUCGAGAUCCGCACGCAGCUGGUGGAGCAGUUCAAAUGCUUGGAGCAGCAGUCGGAGUCGCGCCUGCAGCUGCUGCAGGACCUGCAGGAGUUCUUCCGCAGGAAGGCCGAGAUCGAGCUGGAGUACUCCCGCAGCCUGGAGAAGCUGGCCGAGCGCUUCUCCUCCAAGAUCCGUGGCUCCCGUGAGCACCAGUUCAAGAAGGAUCAGCACCUCCUUUCCCCUGUGAACUGCUGGUACCUGGUUCUGACGCAGACCCGUCGGGAGAGCAGGGAUCACGCUACCCUGAAUGACAUCUUCACAAACAACGUCAUCGUGCGGCUGUCGCAGAUCAGUGAGGAUGUCAUCAGGCUCUUCAAGAAGAGUAAAGAAAUUGGCUUACAGAUGCAUGAAGAACUCCUGAAAGUCACCAACGAGCUGUACACGGUGAUGAAGACCUACCACAUGUAUCAUGCAGAAAGCAUCAGUGCUGAGAGCAAGCUGAAGGAGGCAGAGAAGCAGGAGGAAAAGCAGUUCAACAAGUCGGGGGACGUUAGCGUGAACCUGCUGCGGCAUGAGGAGAGGCCGCAGCGGCGGAGCUCCGUCAAGAAGAUUGAGAAGAUGAAGGAGAAGAGACAAGCCAAAUAUUCUGAAAACAAGCUGAAGUGUACUAAAGCCAGGAAUGACUACCUGCUGAACCUGGCAGCCACCAACGCAGCUGUCAGUAAAUACUAUAUCCACGAUGUCUCUGACCUCAUUGAUUGCUGUGACCUGGGGUUCCAUGCCAGCCUUGCACGGACCUUCCGGACGUACCUGUCUGCUGAGUACAACCUGGAGACAUCCCGCCACGAGGGCCUCGACAUCAUCGAGAAUGCUGUGGACAACCUGGAUGCGCGGAGCGACAAGCACACCAUCAUGGACAUGUGCAACCAGGUCUUCUGUCCUCCGCUGAAGUUUGAGUUCCAACCCCACAUGGGGGAUGAGGUGUGCCAGGUCAGCGCCCAGCAGCCUGUGCAGACCGAGCUGCUGAUGCGGUACCACCAGCUGCAGUCCCGCCUGGCCACCCUCAAGAUAGAGAAUGAAGAGGUACGAAAAACUCUGGAUGCCACAAUGCAGACUUUGCAGGACAUGCUGACAGUGGAAGAUUUUGAUGUUUCAGAUGCCUUCCAGCACAGCCGCUCCACGGAGUCGGUGAAAUCAGCUGCUUCAGAGACCUACAUGAGCAAAAUAAACAUUGCCAAGAGGAGAGCCAACCAACAGGAGACUGAGAUGUUCUAUUUUACAAAAUUUAAGGAGUAUUUGAAUGGCAGUAACCUUAUCACAAAGCUCCAGGCUAAGCACGACUUGCUGAAGCAGACUCUUGGGGAAGGUGAAAGAGCCGAAUGUGGAACAACCAGGCCCCCAUGUCUUCCCCCUAAACCACAGAAAAUGAGGAGACCUAGGCCUCUCUCAGUCUAUAAUCAUAAACUCUUUAACGGCAAUAUGGAAACGUUCAUUAAGGAUUCAGGACAGGCCAUUCCGCUGGUCGUGGAAAGCUGCAUUCGUUACAUCAAUUUGUAUGGCCUUCAGCAGCAGGGUAUUUUUCGAGUUCCUGGCUCACAGGUAGAAGUCAACGACAUCAAGAAUUCCUUUGAACGAGGUGAAGAUCCCCUUGCUGAUGAUCAAAAUGAACGUGACAUUAACUCAGUGGCUGGAGUCUUGAAGCUGUAUUUCCGAGGACUGGAAAACCCCCUCUUUCCUAAGGAAAGGUUUCAAGAUUUGGUAUCUACUAUAAAAACUGAGAAUCCCACUGAGAGGGUGCACCAGAUUCAGCAAAUCAUCGUCACUCUGCCCCGGGCUGUCAUCGUUGUCAUGAGAUAUCUAUUUGCCUUCCUCAAUCACUUGUCACAGUACAGCGAUGAGAACAUGAUGGAUCCCUACAACCUGGCCAUCUGCUUUGGACCCACUCUGAUGCACAUUCCAGAUGGGCAGGAUCCGGUGUCCUGCCAAGCCCAUGUCAAUGAGGUCAUCAAAACCAUCAUCAUCAACCAUGAGGGCAUCUUCCCCAGCCACAGAGAGCUGGAAGGGCCUGUCUACGAGAAGUGCAUGACUGGAGGGGAGGAGUACUGUGACAGCCCUCACAGCGAGCCAGGCACCAUUGAUGAAGUUGACCAUGACAACGGCACGGAGCCACACACCAGUGAUGACGAAGUGGAGCAGAUUGAAGCCAUAGCAAAGUUUGACUAUGUUGGUCGGUCUCCACGAGAGCUGUCCUUCAAGAAAGGCGCCUCGCUCCUCCUGUACCAUCGGGCAUCAGAAGACUGGUGGGAAGGGAGGCACAACGGUGUGGAUGGCCUCAUACCCCACCAGUACAUUGUGGUGCAGGACAUGGAUGACGCCUUCUCCGACAGCCUGAGCCAGAAGGCGGACAGCGAGGCGAGCAGCGGGCCGCUGCUGGAUGACAAGGCGUCCUCCAAGAACGACAUCCAGUCCCCGACGGAUCACCUUGUGGACUACGGCUUCGGUGGAGUCAUGGGCCGAGUGAGAUUGAGGUCUGACGGCGCAGCUAUCCCUCGCCGUCGAAGCGGGGGGGACACCCACAGCCCGCCCCGGGGGCUGGGUCCUGGCAUAGACACUCCUCCUCGAGCGGCCGCCUGCCCUAGCAGCCCCCACAAAAUUCCUCUAAGCAGAGGCAGGAUUGAGAGCCCUGAAAAGCGCAGGAUGGCGACAUUCGGCAGUGCAGGGAGCAUCAAUUUCCCAGACAGGAAGGCCUUGUCUGACGGCCACCCGCUGCGAUCGACCUGUGGAUCCACCAGGCACAGUAGUCUUGGAGAUCAGAAAUCUCUAGAAGCAGAAGCGCUUGCUGAGGACAUCGAGAAGACCAUGAGCACGGCGCUGCACGAGCUGCGGGAGCUGGAGCGGCAGAACACGGCCAAGCAGGCUCCCGACGUGGUGCUGGACACGCUGGAGCUCCUGAAGAACCCCCCGCUGGGCGCCGCCAACUCGGAGCCCGCCAGCCCCCUGCACACCAUCCUGAUCCGGGACCCCGACGCCGCCAUGCGGCGCAGCAGCAGCUCCACCGCCGAGAUGAUGACCACCUUCAAGCCGGCGCUGUCGGCCCGGCUGGCCGGGGCGCAGCUGCGGCCCCCCCCCAUGCGGCCGGCGCGCCCGGCGGUGCAGCACCGCUCCAGCAGCAGCAGCAGCUCGGGGGUGGGCAGCCCCGCCAUCACCCCCACCGAGAAGCUGUUCCCCAGCGGCGCGGCAGACAAGUCGGGCACCAUGUAGCCGGGCACGGUGCUCAGGGGAAGCCAGCGGGGAGCGCCCAUGGUGCAGCACAGCUGUAGUGUGUGCGUGUGUGUGUGUGUGUGUGUGUGUGUGCAGGUGUGCGCGGCCCCGUCCCGCUGGAACGCUCCCUGGGCUCGCAGCCGCGUGGCAGAGGGGGACGGCGGCUCUGCGUGUCGUCACUGGAGAUUACACCUUAUAUGUAGAAGUAUAUAUUAAAAAAAAGUGUACAGAAUUUGGUGACUUUUUUAAAAAAAGUAGAUUUACCUCAGAAACUGGCUCUGAAAUGUCCUUGCUAGAGACGCUGGGUUGGUUUUGUCAUUUUUUCCAGGCUAUUUGUGUGCGUGUGUGCGUGGACGUACAUAGCAGCUGUGGGCCGAGCAAUACGAGGCCGCUCCUGGGAGCUGUGCGCUGCGCCCUGCGGUGCUGGGGAAGCAGAAGGGCCGGCAUGGCACGGCGUGGUAUGGCACAGCAUGGCACGGCACGGGGGGCUCUGCUGGCUGAGGAUUGCUGGCAGCGUGGGGCCCUGGGCUCGGGCAUCAGCAGCGGGUAAGAACUGGUGACAAACCUGUGAUAGAAAGUAGAUAGAGAACUUACACAGCCUGAGAUGAGGCUUUUCCCUUUCCCCGUAACACUUUUUUUUUUUUUUUUUUAAUUUUACCUAUCGAUGUCCCAGCGAAUGGGACUGAAGGCGAGGAGGCUCUGCUGCAGUGGCUCCUUCCCGGAGGCUGCACAGCAGUACGUGAGGGUCUUGAUUCAGAUUGUGUCUUCUUGCAUGCAAAGCAUGAGCCAUAUGUGACCAUAUCAGACGCGUAGCUGAUCUGAUGGGGCGAUAUUUUGCACUUUCUGUACUGUACUAUAUAAUACAACAGUUUGAGUUUAUGCAAAGAAAUUUACACUUUGUUUUUCCUCGGAACAUUUAAUCCAGAGAAAAAAACCAUACGCAGAAAGAGCUGGGGGUUGCAUGGUAUCCUGUCUGAUAGCCACGUCUCCGUAACGCUGAAUCCAAGACACUCCGUGCUUCUCCUGCAGUCUCCCUCCCUGCGCAGGUUUCCUUGCAGUGACCCGUGCUUUCAUUCAGCCCCAUCCGUGCCCUCGCGCUCCCAGGGCAGUGCCUGACCGCCGGCCCGCAGCCCCCGGGCAGGGCAGGGCAGUGGGGCAGCAGCGGCUCCGGGUGCCAGCGCCGUGCCGGGGCCGCGUGUGCCCGCUCCGCUCUUUGUCGCUGUACUUGCUUCAGUGCUGGAAAGUAACCAUUAAAGUGUAAGCUGUACAAAAAUAGGGUAAGAUUAGAUGAAAGCCAACGCCACUCACCGGACCUUUGCACUUAGUAGGUAGCUCAAUGUAAAAAUAAAAAACAAUGUUAAAAAAAAAGAAAUAAAGAAAAGCAGAAACCUAACCUUUCAGUGUACAUAGUGGGGAAGUACUGUACGUAGUGGUUCUGUCCUUGUUCCUCGGUAUAACGCUAUAAGGGGAAAUGGUGUUUACGUACUUGUCUAUUAACAUAGUUGACAUUUGUAAUUACCACAAAUUAGUUCGUAUGGAGGUUUAUUUUUCUCCAUGAUUUCUCCCCCUUUCCUAGACGUAGGCUCACCCCGAGCUCAGCGCUCGGGCCGCGCGUGUCCCAGCAGCCGUGCUCUGCUUGGUGCGGUGCAGCGGGGCUGGGGGCGGGGAGGAAGCCCCUGGGCACGAGAGGUGUGCGGCCGUUGCCAGCGAUGUUUUCCGUUCGGUUCCUGGAGAACACUCACUUUGCUCUUCUGGUUUUUUUUAAUUUUUUAAUAUACUUCUGAAGAUGACCUGAGAGCGAACCGUGUUUGUUGGGUUUGGUUUUUUUUCCUGCCUUCUUUUGAAGAUACGGUACAAAUGCCAGUGUUUUUCUAUUAAAUUAUUGCCUUUCGUUUUCUUUUGUUUUGUUGUGGGUUUUUAAUACAGUUGUUUUCUUAACUUUAAGUGCCUUUUUGAGCACCGGAACAAAUGCUUGGAAUCGAUGUCCUCGGAGCUGCAUCGCGAUUUCCUUUGUACAGUUACGUUGUGCUGUGGCUGAUUGCUUUUGAAGUCCUUAUUAUUAUUAUUUUUUUUUUAACAAACGGAAGCCAGGAUGUUUUGUUGAAGAACAAGCAACCCCUUUUUAAUACGGUAUUCCAAUUGUAGUUUUAACUACUGUAAAUUUAGGGGGGGGAAAAUGUAUUUUUCUGUAACUUGGCACAAAAUUUAACCACGUUGUAGGAGUAUCAUAACUGGAACCUGCUCAUGUUCUAUGAGUGACUUUAUCCUGCUCCUCGAUACCUCUGUCAAGGCUCAAAGACUGUAGGCUCGCCGAGUCCCGGGGCGGUCGGCUCCAGCCUGGAGGUGGCCGGGGGCUGGGGGCCAUCCCUGUGGCCCUGCAGGAGGUGGGGACCGCCCCUGGGGGGUCUCUGCCGUGCAGAGCCGGUGCCGCCCUGGUGCCUGCAGCCCCCGGUGCUGUGCCCCUCCCAGGACCGCGGCCGGGCCGAGUGGGUGAUGCCGUGGGGAGACCUUGUGCUGCGAUGGCCGCGUCUCUCGUCCUUCGGCUGCAGUGCGCCCGGUGCCCUUCUUGUAACGUCGCACCGUGUGCAUAACGGGCAGCGCUCCGCUUUUCACCCUGCGGCACCGGGAGUCCCGAGGCUGACCGGCUCCUGGGGGCUGGGCUGCGAGGUCUGCUGGGUUUUGGUUCUGUCAGGAAACCUCAGGAACUGCUGUGGGCUGCCCCUCGUCGCGGUCGUCGUCCUCCCCGUGGGUGUUGUCUCUGUAAUGUAUGGUGCGAUGCCGUCAGCUAGAGCGGUUGGGUCCUCUGUCCUGUAUGCUGAUGAUGCCAUGUAGAUGGAGCCACUGCUUGGAGGUGGACUCGUCCUGUUGAAUAAAACUGCUUAACUUUUCUCAAAA
Molecule: messenger RNA, 6207 nt
Organism: Numida meleagris (helmeted guineafowl)
Lineage: Eukaryota; Metazoa; Chordata; Aves; Galliformes; Numididae
Gene: SRGAP3
Product: SLIT-ROBO Rho GTPase activating protein 3
Exons: 22
Coding region: 16-3312 (1098 amino acids)
Biological process (GO): signal transduction; negative regulation of cell migration
Cellular component (GO): cytoplasm
Molecular function (GO): protein binding
Source: RefSeq, a predicted model, not a curated record